Messenger RNA from Chelonoidis abingdonii (Abingdon island giant tortoise), 391 nucleotides. The record is from RefSeq and is a predicted model, not a curated record. NCBI's taxonomy places the organism in Eukaryota, Metazoa, Chordata, Testudines, Testudinidae.
AUGGGCAGCGGGGGCAGGCCCAGCGGGCAGGGCCCCACACCCAGGGGAGGGCGGGCACUGGCGGAAGGGGGGCACCGGCCCACGGGGGGGGUUGCCACUUGCCCCCCUGCCCUACCCCUCUCUCCCCAGGAGCCGGUGUACAAAAGCGCCCUGGCGCCCGUCUCCCAGCACGUCUGCAGCUACCGGGCCGUGCGCUACGAGACGCUGGCGCUGCCCGUCUGCCCGCCCGGCGUGGAUCCAGCCUUCACCUUCCCCGUGGCACUGAGCUGUCACUGCAGCCUCUGCCUCAUGGACUCCAGCGACUGCACCGUGCACAGCAUCGGGCCCGACUUCUGCAGCGCUCGGGGGGGCUUCGCCUAGGGGUGGGGGGCAAUAAACACCAUGGCCACGC